Vigna unguiculata (cowpea) is the source of this 727-nucleotide messenger RNA. Its product is annotated as heavy metal-associated isoprenylated plant protein 12-like. Lineage: Eukaryota; Viridiplantae; Streptophyta; Magnoliopsida; Fabales; Fabaceae. Gene Ontology annotation, molecular function: metal ion binding. The record is from RefSeq and is a predicted model, not a curated record.
UAUGCUACUAUAAAUAUCACUCAUUCUCAACCAUUUUCAUCACAACUUCAUUUACAGAACAAAAAACACCUCCUAUAACCUUUUGGCCUUACUUUAUAGCACUCAGAAGCAAGUUUUAACAACAAUGAAGAAAGUAGUGUUGAAGGUGGACUUGCAUGGCGAUAGAAUCAAGCAAAAGGCUAUGCAGACAGCAUCUGGCCUUUCAGGGAUUGAAUCGGUUGCUGUUGAUGUGAAAGACAUGAAAUUGAUCUUGUUGGGUGACAUUGAUCCCGUGAAUGCAGUGUCGAAGCUAAGAAAAUUGUGUCAUACUGAAAUAGUUUCGGUUGGACCAGCAAAAGAUGAGAAAGAUAAGGUUGAGACAGCAAAGUUACCUGUUCCUCUAAAACUGAAUGAAGCAUACUAUCCCAUUUAUUAUCAGAUGACUCCACAGUACAGUCAAAGUUACUAUGCCACAAGUUACGAUGAAAAUCCUAAUACCUGUGUCAUAUGCUAAACUAAACAUAAUAUCAGACAAUAUGAUAAGAAAGACAAAGUACUGAUGUUGUUGGUUUUGUUAGUAUUUUGCAUGAUCUUAGAUCGAAGAUUAUGGUGUGUACAAGGUGGUAAUAAUUAUGUAGAGAGUAAUUGCGGUGUGGUGUAUGAUUAAUUGUCAUUUUGUAAAACGUAUUCCACAAAAAAUAUGUUAUGUUCCAAGAUUUGAGUAAUAUAUCAUCUUCUUGAUGUUUUU